Hymenoscyphus albidus is the source of this 1175-nucleotide messenger RNA. NCBI's taxonomy places the organism in Eukaryota, Fungi, Ascomycota, Leotiomycetes, Helotiales, Helotiaceae. The record is from the annotation of a GenBank genome assembly.
AUGAAGUUCUCAAAAUUGUCUCUCUCUUAUGCUGCUCUUCAGCUUCUCAGUGUAACUGCUUCUCCAGUCGAUAUCGUGUCAACCAACUUGGCAAAACGAGGUAUGUACUUUCACAUAUUUUAUCUCUUCGCACCUUUCCGAGCCUGGUCACUAAUUUGGAAAUAGCGACACCCACGACAGUAAACGAUGAAGUCCUCGCCAGAUUCAGACACUAUGUUCAAUUUUCAGCGGCAGCUUAUUGCAACGCUGAAGAGCAGCUCUUUGGCAGCAAAGUCACAUGCGCCAAGAAUGGAUGCCCAACUGUUGAACAGGCAAACGUGAUCAACAAUGGAUACCUAGGGUUUGUUUCCCCAGAUUCAACUGUACCAAAAGUCAAAAUCUUUAUCUGAUCAUCAAAUAUAGCAUUGAGCUUGGAAGUCAAUCAAUGAUUAAUGGAUUUGUGGGUCUCGAUCACACCAACAAACAAAUUGUUGUUUCGUACCAUGGAACAAAAUCUCCCUUCAACUUCAUCACUGAGUAAGUAAUCAAAUUCCUUCUCCUAAUACAAUACGUGUUGAGCAUAAAGCUUUAUAUCCAAUUAAGGUCCACUAACAUGUAAUUCUUCCUACAGUCUAAUCAUCCCUCUCGAGCCUUGCAACGAUCUUGUGGAUGGCUGCAAGCUCCACAGUGGUUUCCAAAAUGCCUGGGGAGACGUAAGACAAGAUACCUUCAGCAACGUUCAAGCGGCUCUAAGAGUUCACCCGCAAUACAAAGUCAUCACAACCGGCCACAGUCUUGGUGGAGCAAUUGCAACAAUUGCCGGCGCCUACCUCCGACAGGCUGGUUACGCAGUUGACAUCUACACUUACGGUUCUCCUCGACCUGGAAACGGUAAAUUCGCAGAUUACAUCAACGCCGGAAAUGGAGCACACUACAGAGUCACUCACACCAAUGAUCCUAUUGCAGACCUCCCCGCCAAAUGGACUGGAUACCGCCACAGUGGUGUUGAGUUCUGGCUCUCUACUGGAGGAGCUGAGACGGUUGAUUAUAAUGUUGGAGAUGUCAAGGUCUGCGAGGGUACUUCUAAUGAGAACUGUAACGAUGGAGAAUCCCUUACUCUCUCUCUUGACCCUCACAGAUAUUACUUCCAGAGAGUCAGUGUUUGCAAAUCUACUACCUCGCCAAUUACAUGGUAG